AUGGAAGUGUUGGCAGUAGGCAAUAUGAGGUUAGUUGAAGAAGGCGUUAUGGUUAGUUGGGCAAUUUGGAAUGCUCGGAAUGAGAUGCUUUGGAAUGGUAAAAGUUGUAGUGCUGCUGAUGUUGUUUGGCUGGCUAGAACCACUCUCCGACAAUGGAAGUGUGCUCAGUCUAAGCGGCUGGACUCGAUUUCCCUGUCUUCCAAUCGCACUGACACAAGAGAACGCUGGUCCAAACCGACUGCUGCACAAUUAAAAAUUAAUGUGGAUGGGACAGUUUUUAAAGACACAAAUAAGAUUGGUACUGGUUUUGUAGCACGCGACUGUAACGGUCGAAUAAUUGAGGCGUUUUCAACUAUUUCUUCUGUCAGUUGCCGACUCAAAAUUGCAAAAAUUCUAAGUGUCAAAGAGGCACUUAGUUGGAUAAAGAGGAAUAACAAGUCAAAUGUUAUUUUAGAGACGGAUUGCAUUUUAGUUGUUCAAGUUAUUCUUAGUUCGGUAUUUAUGCCUUCUAUUUUUGGUCUAUUUGUUCAAGAUUGUCAAUUUAUUUUAUCUUCUUUAAGUAAUGUUUCUAUUGGUCAUGUUAAACGGUCUACUAACAAAGUCGUGCACUGUAUGGCACGUGGUGCUUGUUAUUGGUCAGGUCGUCGUUUUACUAAGAGUGAUGUUCUCCUUGCUCUUCAGGCAUUUAUAUUAGCGAAUGUUUCUAUCUAA
Messenger RNA from Cannabis sativa, 711 nucleotides. RefSeq lists its product as uncharacterized. The coding region runs from base 1 to 711 and encodes 236 amino acids. NCBI's taxonomy places the organism in Eukaryota, Viridiplantae, Streptophyta, Magnoliopsida, Rosales, Cannabaceae. Gene Ontology annotation, molecular function: nucleic acid binding; RNA-DNA hybrid ribonuclease activity. The record is from RefSeq and is a predicted model, not a curated record. The transcript has a single exon.